AUGGAGGCGCCAUCCGAAGUCCCGGAGGAAUCGAUCGAGGCGGCGCGUCGCCUCAAGCGGGUCCGCGCGAACCUCUGCCUCCUUGACCGCCCCUUCGCGCGCCCGUCCGCGGACUACGACGCCGGCCUCCGCGGCCUCCGCCUCCUCGACUUUGUCCGCCUCGACCUCCCCUCCUCCGGCGUCCCGCGCCCUGACCUCGUCGCCGAGCUCAUCGCCAAUUACUCCUACAGCCGCGCAUGGAGCUCCGUCCGUGGCAAGCAAAUCGAGGUCUCCCUCAAGUCAUUCGCCAAGGCGCUCUGCCUGCCUCCAUACGGUAACCCGGCUUACAGAGUCGAGGACGACGCUGCCGUGACCUUCGCCUCCAGAGAGUUCGUCAAGGUUUACAUCCAGCCGGAGCGCCUGCCCAGCACCUUCUUUGUGAGGGAUGUGAACUGCGACGCAGAUUAUAUGACGGCGGUACUCUGGGAGCUAGUGAAGCAGGAGAUGGAUCACCUGAUCGAGCGCGAGAGCACCGACUGGGUGAGCUACUACAGUGCGUUCCUACAGAGGCUCAUCUGGGUGGAGAGGCCGGAACUCUUCCACCUGCCACCGGCAACUGCACCAGCGGCAUUGUGUGUCCGGAAGGAACAUGGAAUCGAUCAAACAACAAUCCACGAGAACCAAAAGUGUUGCUCUGAGUCUGACAUCCAUAGGGCUGAAGUGAGCUCCGAGCAGAUUGACAUGGCAUACAAGAAGAUUGAUUCGCCAUCUGAGAAGUUUGACACAGCAUCUAACAAGAUUGAUGUGGUAAGCAAGAUGAUCGUUGUUGCUCCUAAAAUGAUCGAAACCACCUGUAAGAGGCUUGACGUGAGAGAAAAACAGCUUGGCGAGCAAGAUGGCGACGUGCAAGGGAUGGCGUCCCUCGAUCAGGCAAGGGUUACCAAGGAAAGAGAAACCAAUGACGAGUUGGAACGCGCUCAGAAGAUACUCAUAGAGGCCUUGAAAAAAACCAAAAAAGGCCGGGCGCAUAUAGGUGUCAAAAUGAUGGGUGAGCUCGACACUAAAGCAUUUGCAAAUGCUUUGAGAGCAAAUGUACCACAGGAGGAUGCAAAAUUUAACUCUGCUGAUUUUUGUUCAAAAUGGCAAGCUGAAAUUGCAAACUCAAAGUGGUAUCCUUUUAGGAAAGUCACGAUUGAUAGUAAACCAAUGGAAAUUAUCAUGGAGGACGACAACAAGCUCCGUGAGUUGAAAGACCAGAAAGGUGAGGAAAUCUACGCCUUGGUGAAGAAGGCGCUAAUUGAGAUCAAUGAGUAUAACCCCUGUGGACGCCACCCCGUGCAUGUACUGUGGAACCAUAAGGACGACAGGAAAGCAACUCUUGAAGAAGCCCUCCAGUACGUCGUGAAACAGUGGCAGUCGCUCAAGAGGAAGCGCUGAUCUGCGGGCUAGGGUGUGUCCUGCUUUUGCUUUCAUGAAACUUGUAUGCUGUGCGUUGAACUUGACCUAAUAUAGUUCUAGCGCUAGUCGGUUAGUUUAAGAGGUU
Molecule: messenger RNA, 1522 nt
Organism: Lolium rigidum
Lineage: Eukaryota; Viridiplantae; Streptophyta; Magnoliopsida; Poales; Poaceae
Product: factor of DNA methylation 2-like
Exons: 3
Coding region: 1-1416 (471 amino acids)
Biological process (GO): gene silencing by siRNA-directed DNA methylation
Source: RefSeq, a predicted model, not a curated record